AUGGCAGAAGGAAUUGUAUUUGGCAUUGCAGGGAAAAUCUUCAAAAUGUUGGGGUCCUUGGCUGUCCGAGAAGGCAAAUUGGCAUGGGGUGUUAAAGAUGAGAUUCAAAAACUCAGUACCACUGUCAACACUAUCAGACUUGUGCUUCUCGAUGCUGAGGAGCAGCACAACAGAAAGAACUAUGCGGCGGUGACAUAUUGGAUUCAAAAGCUCAAAGAUGCAUUUUAUGAAGCUGAUGACUUACUGGACGAUUUCUCUACUUACCUUCAACAGCGAGAGGUAAUGACUGGAAAUAAAAUGGCAGUGGAGGUAUGCAUCUUUUUCUCCAAAUCUAAUCAGAUUAUAUAUAGUCUUAAUAUAGCUCAUAAGAUUAAGAUAAUUAGGGAGAAACUAGAUGUGAUUGAAAAAGACAGGGAGUUCGAACUUACUAGGAGUCUUGAUGAAAAAAGAGUCAUGAAUAUAGAAAGGGAAACACAGUCUUUUGUACGUGCUGAAAAGGUUAUAGGAAGAGAUGCUGAUAAAGAAAAAGUUAUACAACUUCUAUUGGACUCAGACGUUAAUGAGAAUGUUUCUGUCAUCUCCAUAUUUGGAUUUGGAGGAUUAGGAAAGACUGCACUUGGUCAACUUGUAUACAAUGAUGAGCAUGUUACAAACUAUUUUCAAUUAAGGAUGUGGGUGUGUGUAUCUAAUAACUUCAAUGUGAAAAUAAUUGUGGGAAAUAUCAUAAAAUCUGCAACUGGUAGGAAAACUGAAGGACUUGAAAUAGAUCAAUUGCAAGAAUGCCUACGCAAAGAAAUAAUUAAUGGGAAAAAAUAUUUACUAGUUUUGGAUGAUAUAUGGAAUGAAAAUCCCAUUAUGUGGGACAAAUUAAAAACUUUGUUAAUGGAUGGUGAAAGAGGAAGUAAGAUAUUGGUGCGCAGGAAGCAAAUACAUCCCUGA
Molecule: messenger RNA, 939 nt
Organism: Pistacia vera
Lineage: Eukaryota; Viridiplantae; Streptophyta; Magnoliopsida; Sapindales; Anacardiaceae
Product: putative disease resistance protein RGA3
Exons: 2
Coding region: 1-939 (312 amino acids)
Biological process (GO): defense response to fungus
Molecular function (GO): ADP binding
Source: RefSeq, a predicted model, not a curated record